CUGCUGACCAAACAAGGGCCCCUUCCCAUUGUUCAAGCUGCAGAACUGUGGGAAGAAAGGAAAAUGUGUCUGAAUCAGGGCAGCCAGGCUGCCAGCAGGGUCUUGUGGGGUGGGCCUCCCUGUGUUGUUGUGGGACACCUCAUGGGAACUGACCAAGUGAGGGACAGCUGGAAGCUCGGCUGGAGGAGAAGGUUGGGAUUUUUCAAAGAUUGGGAUGCCCCAAUUCAAGGCUGCUGCUGAUCUCAAACUGGGAGGGGCUGUUGACUCUCUUGAGGGACAAGAUGUUGCGGUGUAGAGGCUAUGUGUCCCCGGCCCAGCGACAGAGAGAACAGGGGUGUGACAGAUCCCCCGGCAGACGCUGCAGAAUUCCAGCUGCCAGCGGAGGUUCGGCACAGAUGAACAAAGCAGCACGGGUCUUGGAAUCAGAACAGGGGUAGCUUUAUUUGAUGGUAAACUCCCCAAGUCCAAGGUCCCAAGACCCUGACCCAAGGGCAGGCAAUAACUUAUAAACAGGGACGGUCUUGGGGGAGAAUACAAUUGUUAACCAAUCGAGAGGACUGAGGGUGGAACACAAGGUGGGGAAAUACAAUCUGUAAAACAAUAGAGGAUCUGAAGGGAGGGGAAAGGUUUAAGUAAACCAAUGGGGUUUCAAAGGAUAGAGAACUGACAAGGAAGGUUCUGGAGAAAAAGGCAGGCUUAGGGAAGGAUUGACAUCUGAGGAGGGAAGGAGCAGGGAAGGUGUUGGGGGGAAAAGAGUAGGGACAGGAGGGAUUGAGGAUUUGGCAGGGAGUGGCCAGGCAACAAACAAGAAGACAGUUAACCAAGCUGAAUAACAAUGAGGGAGCGAGUCUAAAUUUAGCAACAUAAGAUACAAAAUGGGGAACCUGUGCUACUCCAAAGGUGGGGAGAAAAACACGGAUUAAAAAACCACAAAUCAAGCAAUAAAAUAUACCAAAUAAAGAAAAUGAAAACACAUCACAACAACAAGAUGUGAUGCAGAGAGAUGCAGAGAGAGUGGAGCCUUGGAUUCCCUGUGGGAAAAGCUACCUUCUGGGUGAGGAACUCUGGCUGGUUAUGGAGUACAUGGAUGGAGGCACCCUGAGCAAUGUCAUCAGCAAGAGCUACCUGUCUGAAGAGGAGAUGGCAGCCAUCAGUCGGGAGUGCCUGCAAGGACUGGAUUUUCUUCACUCCAACCAUGUGAUCCACAGAGAUGUGAAGAGCAGCAACAUCCUUCUCAGAACCGAUGGCUCUGUCAAGCUGGCCGAUUUUGGCCUCUCUACUCAACUCACCCCUUAGAAGAAUACACGGAGAUUGUUAGCAGGGACUGCUUGGUGGAUGGCGCCUGAAGUGGUGACACGUGAACCAUAUGGCCCCAAAGUGGACAUAUGGUCUUUUGGAAUUGUGGGAAUUGAAAUGGUGGAAGAAGAACCUUUUUACUGGAACUAGAGUCCUGCCUCGGUAAGGAGCAAAUCCUCACUGAUCCCGCUGUCUUUCUCACCUGUCCCAUGUUCUGUGUGCCAUUGGACAAAAUCCCAUUGCCAUCUGCUGGCAUUACUUCCACAACGGUGCCCUUUUAAAAAUGUCCCUGCAACACAUCAGCAUCUGCUGUAGUUUUGGUUGCAUGAGUGGGGGAAUUCAAGCCUUACCACAUGCAAACAAACUCCAUUCUCAGGCAAUACUUGCCUUUGGGUUAUAAGUGGUUCCAGUUCUUUUGUCUCUGUAGAUGGCCCCAAUAACAUGAAACAAGAAUCUUAGAACUACUCUUAUCCUUCCAGAAAUGAAGGAAGAAAACCCAAACCAAACAGAGUUUCUAAAACUGUGGUUUUCAGAGAGGGACUGCAUCCCCUGUGCAGUUUCUUCUUGCUGGGAAGGUUGCCUGAAACCUGGGCAGGAGGGUGUAGAGGCCACAGAGUCUCUUCUGCUUCUUGUGCAGUGCUGCUGAAACACUCAGUGACCAU
Molecule: messenger RNA, 1958 nt
Organism: Passer domesticus (house sparrow)
Lineage: Eukaryota; Metazoa; Chordata; Aves; Passeriformes; Passeridae
Product: serine/threonine-protein kinase PAK 3-like
Exons: 4
Coding region: 994-1296 (100 amino acids)
Biological process (GO): protein phosphorylation; regulation of axonogenesis; intracellular signal transduction
Cellular component (GO): cytoplasm
Molecular function (GO): protein serine/threonine kinase activity; ATP binding
Source: RefSeq, a predicted model, not a curated record